AUGGCGCCCCUGCAAACAAGCCAACAAACAGGAACUCCGCUAUCCCCGGCAGAGCUCUCAUACCUGCACACCUCUCUAACGCUAACCCCGCCCAUCCGCCCGGACUCCCGCACACCGACACAGUUUCGCCCACUGGUCGCCGAGUCCGACAUCCUCCCAUCGACCAAUGGCUCCGCGCGCAUGAUCUGGGGCGACGGUGGGGAGUGCGUAGUUGGCGUGAAAGCCGAGGUGGAAAGGAACUCGGCCACGAGCGUAGGCCCGAGGGAUUGGAUUGAGAUCAACGUGGAAGUAUCCGGCCAGCGCGACGACGACGCCUUCCUAGGCAUGACAGUGGCGGAGAGUCUGCUCGUUCCUGGCAGUGGGGUUUUGGAGAGGUUGGUUCUGGGUGAGAGGUUUCAUUGGAAGGUUUUUGUCGAUAUAUUGCUAUUGGCGCCCCCGCUAUCACAUCCCGCUACUCUGCUCACGCUCACGACAUACCUUGCUCUCCGUAACACCUUCCUGCCGAAAUUGAUCUCUGAAGUCGUGGAGGACCCAGUCUUUGACGACGACUGGGAUAAUGCUCUGCCUUUGUACCCCGUUGGCAAAAUCCCCCCGCCGAUAACCCUGCUGGUGGUCAACGUUGGCGAGAACAUAUUCUUCGACCCCACAAGGGAAGAAUUAUCCGCCGGGGAUGUGGUUCUCGCCGUCUCGAUUUGUGGAAAGAAGGUCGUUGGCGUGAGGACUCUGGAAGGGGGGAGUGGAGGUGUUGGGAGGGCAGUUGUUAAGCGGGUCAUCAAGGAAAGUUGCGAAGUCGCGGAGGAGGUAUUUAGUAACUUGAAUAGCGUCGGUGAAGGGGAUUGA
Molecule: messenger RNA, 840 nt
Organism: Tuber melanosporum (Perigord truffle)
Lineage: Eukaryota; Fungi; Ascomycota; Pezizomycetes; Pezizales; Tuberaceae
Exons: 2
Coding region: 1-840 (279 amino acids)
Biological process (GO): nuclear polyadenylation-dependent mRNA catabolic process; nuclear mRNA surveillance; U1 snRNA 3'-end processing
Cellular component (GO): cytoplasmic exosome (RNase complex); nuclear exosome (RNase complex)
Source: RefSeq, a predicted model, not a curated record